Molecule: messenger RNA, 1393 nt
Organism: Gavialis gangeticus (Gharial)
Lineage: Eukaryota; Metazoa; Chordata; Crocodylia; Gavialidae
Gene: GNG2
Product: G protein subunit gamma 2
Exons: 6
Coding region: 442-657 (71 amino acids)
Biological process (GO): G protein-coupled receptor signaling pathway
Cellular component (GO): heterotrimeric G-protein complex
Molecular function (GO): G-protein beta-subunit binding
Source: RefSeq, a predicted model, not a curated record
GGAGGCGGCGCCGCGCUGGUUCCUGCCGCCGGCGGCAGCGCACAAAGCGGGUGGGAGCGGGUCGGGCCGGGCUGUUGCCACUCCAGGAAGCACUAGCCGAAAGCCCUGGCGGUUUUGAAAUUGCCUGCAUCUCCUGAGUAGGUGUGGCACGCCGGGACCGCUCCGUGCGAAAGCCCGUCUCUAACGCGGUGAAAGAGCCUCAGAGAGCCGGGGUCGACGUGUCGGAUCAACAGCUUACCUAGGACCAGGUCACUUGAAUCAAGGAAUCUCCAUCGCUUGGAUCAAGAACAGGUGGCUUCCACAGAGAGCGACUCCAGGCAGUGACUGUUGAAGAUUGGCAGGCAACCAACUCCCACUCGAGAAGCAAAUUGCUGAAAAGACUCUUGGGCAUCACCCACUUUGUUACUGAAUUCACGUCUGACAAGCACAGCCCUGCCUCAGAUGGCUAGCAACAACACCGCCAGCAUAGCGCAAGCCAGGAAACUGGUGGAACAGCUGAAGAUGGAGGCCAACAUCGACAGAAUAAAGGUAUCCAAAGCAGCAGCAGACUUGAUGGCAUACUGCGAAGCUCACGCCAAGGAAGACCCUCUAUUGACUCCUGUCCCAGCUUCAGAAAACCCCUUUAGAGAGAAGAAGUUCUUUUGUGCAAUCCUGUAAACCCUGCAGGAGCCUGCUGAGCCUCGGGCACCCUGAACACUGAUGUAGAGUUUUUAGCAAUGUGGACAACUUUCCAGUCCACAGAAUUAAAUAAUAAUAGUUAAAAAAAAGAGCCCUGGAAGCUACAGAGAUGUGUGUGUUUAAAGAAACUGGCCACCUUUUUGGGGAACAAGAUGACCUACAUCAUGAGGCUACAGAUCUGAAGUCUGCAGAGAUGCCUAGAGAGGGGGGAAAAAUAUAAAGAUUCAAUUUGUGUCACUUUUCUGCUCACAAAAAUAUUUGUUUGUUCCAUAUUUGAAAAAAAAAGAGAGAGACAGUUGUGCUGAGCAAGUUCAAUGCUAGGGAUGUGUAUAACCAUAUCGGAAUGACUAUAUUUUUGUUCAUUUUUUGGCAAGAGUUUUUAUUUAAGUUGAAUUGUCCAAUAUAUAUAGCAGCCGCCUAGAUGACGACGAUACUACUUAACAUACCUUCUUGUGCUUUUCUCUUUGUUCCAUUUUUUUUCCCCAUUAGAAUAGCACAGAGAUAGACUGGAACUGGAUUUAUGACUGCUUUCCAAAAUUUAAAAAAAAAAAAAAUUAAACGAAGGAGUUUAGCAAGGCCGUAGCCAAUGUUACUUCCCACUUUGCGGUAUAAAUGCUGGCUGUCUAUGUGUUCUUAGCAAACUAUAUUACCACAGGUCUAACAUUUGUAUAUGGUAGCUUCCAUUUUGCAAGUAAAAGUAAAUUGUGUGUUGUGA